CCUCCACCUACUUUACUCGACUAACUUAACCUCCACCUUCUACCCUCCACCCAUUUCCACCCGCCGAGUUUCAUUUGCGUUUCUGUUGCUGCCGGUCGCCUGUGAUGCCUUGAGUCUUCUUCCUGCUAAACUCAUCGUAUUAAUUCUUCCCUUUCUCUUCGUUCAUUUUAUGCCCCAUUCCUCAAUUCCGUCCCUUCCCUUCGCGCUCCCUUUCAUAUGAACUGAAUGUUGGUUGCCUCCCGGCCCUUGCAGUCCUAAUCCAGUCGCUCUGCCACCAUGCCCAAGAAUCGACCCGCAACUUCGGGGUAUGCCCGCUUGGCGCAGGAAGAAGAAGACCGAGCCCACGAUCCAUAUGAUUACUCAGACGAUGACGACCUACAACACGACUCCCAUACCAUCUCCCAAUCCGCACCACGAUAUGCACCGAUCUCCGCACGAACCGGCCUGGCCUCGCCCCCCGAACCGCGACGGAGGCUGAGUGGACAGUAUCACCGACGGGGACGGAGGAACUCCGGGGUGGACAUCAAAGCCAUCAAUGCGCGCCUCGAACGGUGGGCCGAAGAAUUCGCUUCGAAAUUCAAGAUCAAUCGAGUCAAGGGAAAGACACUCGAGGAGGAGAAGCUAGAGAUCUAUCACUCAGUCUUCCAGGCGCCCGAUGGGGUCCGACCUGUCACCGCGGAGGUUCUCGAGUCAGACGAGGUCGAAGGUGCUGCGCGGAGAGCUCGAGAAGAGUUCGAAGAGGUGGUGGAGAGUGUCCGGAUCGCCAUCGAGAUGGGGGUCCAUCCCCGAAUGAUCUCCCAGGGCAGUUCGGGUAGUUAUUUCGCGCGGAACAGCGAAGGUAAGGUGGUGGGAGUCUUCAAGCCCAAGGAUGAAGAACCGUAUGCAUCUCGCAACCCGAAGUGGACCAAAUGGAUUCACCGCAACCUGUUCCCAUGCUUCUUCGGCCGAGCUUGUCUCAUUCCCAACCUGUCCUAUGUCUCCGAAGCGGCAGCAUAUGUUCUCGACUCUCGACUGCAAACCAAUCUCGUUCCCUAUACCGAUAUUGUCUGGCUGUCCUCGAAGUCCUUCUUCUACGACUUUUGGGAUCGCAGAAAAGCUUGGAUGGGCAAGAAGUCCCUUCCGCCCAAGGCCGGUAGUUUCCAGGUCUUCCUCAAAGGCUACAAGGAUGCCAAUCUCUUUCUGCGCGACCAUCCUUGGCCCGAUCAAGCCAAUACUGGAUUUAGAGCAGAAGAUGCUCCCAAGCGAAAGAAGCGUCCGUGGAAUGAAGCAUGCCGCCCUUCUGGAAUACACUCGGACGAUGAAGACGAAGAAGCGUACCACGACGGUCAGACGCAGACUCCAUCACCGCGUGAGGAAAGCAGAGAGCGGCGUUUCUACUGGACGGAAAGCCUGAAGCAGUCGUUUAGGGAAGAGCUGGAGAAGCUCGUGAUUCUGGACUACAUCAUGCGCAACACGGACCGAGGGCUAGACAAUUGGAUGAUCAAGAUCGAUUGGAAGACCGAGGAAGUCUCCAUUGUCGCUGAUCCGCCGAAACCCAACGGCGCGCAGCAGCAGCGGCAAGAAAAUGACGACGAUGACCUGCCCCCUGCGCGCCCGGUAGCAGUCAGUUCUGACGGAGCGACAACUGCGCCUCACCCCUACCGGAGACACGAGUCCAUGCUUGCCGUGAGUCGCACAGGGACUCCCUUGAACGCAACCGAACCUUAUGCAACCAUCCAAAUUGGUGCCAUCGAUAACAGUCUUUCGUGGCCAUGGAAACAUCCCGAUGCGUGGCGGAGUUUUCCAUUCGGCUGGUUGUUUCUGCCCGUAUCUUUGAUCGGUCAACCCUUUUCGCAGAAGACUCGCGACCAUUUCCUACCGCUUCUAACCUCUACUGCCUGGUGGAGCGGCACACAGAUGGCUUUGCGCCGUGUGUUCUCGCAGGAUGAUGAUUUCAAGGAGAGCAUGUUUGCGAGACAGAUUGCAGUCAUGAAAGGCCAGGCGUGGAAUGUGGUGGAGACACUGAAGCAUCCCGACCAUGGCCCACUUGAAUUGACGAGAAGAACGCGCGUCUGUGUCUGGGAUGAUCUUGUGGAUGUGCCGGUUGCUAUCCCCCUCCGCGGCCCCUCCACGGAGGCUCAGAGACGCAAAGUGAAGAGCUACGAAAAUUACGACAAACAUAGCACGUAUGAUCCCGAUAACGAGGAAAUGGAUAUUGGUGCCUCGAUGUCCUUGGGGACAGGCCCCGAGGUCGAUCUACUCGGACUCGGUUCCCCUCCGAACGAAUUGCCAAACCCCAACCGGUUUGAACUGUCCAGAGGCCGCGGUUCCGCGUCCGGCCGUGGCCGGGCACUUUCGGGUAGCCCAGUCACUAUGGACGACAGGUAUGGCCGCGACAGUAUUGACGAGCUGAGUCAUGGUAGGGACUUGGAACGCAGUUGGGCCACGCUCCCUCCUCGGCCAAGCCACCGACACCAGAAACACAGCUCCGUCUCCAGUAGUCGCGGCCAAGCGCACCUGCUCUGGAGCAGCGACGAUCUCGAAGGGGAUCUCGGAUAUGCAGCUGCGGAGGGGAUGGAAGGCAACCAACGUAAAGUGAUUGUCGAGCGGCUCGAGGCCGUCAAAAGAUCCUCGACGAACCAACCAGACUCUUCCUCCACACCCGCCGCGCAGCGCAGUCCUGCCUCUUCCGUGGCGCCGGCGGGUACCGCCUCGGCCGCACAUCUGCUCCUCAACAGCCCGCGCCGGCGCCAGCAGAGAGGCGGCGCCUCGAGAAUGAACUCCCUCCCGAACUCGAAUAUGACAUCACGAUCCGGGACGCGAAUCCCUUCGCUGGCGGGGGAUGCGGUGAGCGCUCCGUCGCAGGGAAAUCAGGCUGCGCCUACGAUCGAUGUGGAGUUUGCGAGUGCGAGCUCGGACUUCGAAGGCGACGAUCGCACGAGCAUCAAACGCAGCUCUGAGCACCUCGACGAUGACGGCCCCGAUGCGCGUCACGGGAGUCUCAUCGAGAAUAUGUACGGGGUGGAGAGACGUGCGAGCCAGCCGAUCAAGAGGGUGAAGGUAGAGAGGGAUCAAGAAAUGAAGGCGGGACAAAAUACAAACUUCUCCGGGACUGGAAACUCAGAACUGGGUGGAUGGAUGAAGGAAGGGCGGGAUCAGGCGGACUCGUCCUCGUCCACCGCGAAUGUCGUGGACUUGACUACAGAUGUCUCAGCUGCAGCCACCGACGACGAUGAGAUACAGAGGGUAUGCUACGGAAAGAUUGAGGGGGCGACGGUGCAAGCGCAGUUGGUCCCGAAGCCUUCGACCCAUUCUCUUUUCGGAGACUCAACGCACGACUGGCCGUCAAUGAAACUCGGGGUGCAUCGACAAACGCGCGAGAACAACCGUAUUGAAGUUUCUGAUCCAAAUGGGAAGAUCUUCGGCGUGAUCGAUGCCAGAACAGCAGCCGUUAUUGCCCCGUUACUGGAUUCGCCGGCCGUGAAGGUGGACCUGACUGCGCGGCUGGAUUUUCGACGCAGGAAGGAAGGUGAAUGGCCAUGGGUACCCUGUUCCGAGACUUACCGGGCGUCUAUCAAUCUAUACGGCCUCAGGAAAGAUGCUACGCUGGUCGGCAAGCACCUCGUUGCGGUGGAACAGGGUGUGCCGACACUCAAUCCACACGCUGAGAUGCGGAAGGCUCAGGCUGCGUUUUUGCCGUCCGUGGCCGCCAGGGGUCGCGUAGGGGUCAACUAUGAGGUGCGAACCGCUGAAGAAGUCAACGACGCGGUGAUGAAAAUGUUCGACCAGCUCCAGAGCAACGACAACUUGCCUGAAAUGGAGCCUCCAUCUGGGCUGCGCACGCCUUUGCUUCGCCAUCAGAAGCAGGCACUCUGGUUCAUGACUGAAAAGGAAAAGCCGCGCAGAUUCGGUCCCAACGAAGCAGACAACAAUUCGCUGUGGCGAAGGGAUUACCGGUCUGGCGGCAGGAGGAAAUACCGCGAGAUCAUCAGUGGCACGGUGCUCGACGAGGAGCCCCCGCAAAGUCUGGGUGGACUGUUGGCAGAUAUGAUGGGUCUUGGCAAGACGUUGAGUAUUCUCUCGCUGGUUGUGACUUCAUUGGAAGAGUCUAGCGAAUGGGCGAAGCAAGUUCCAGACCCCGCGUUGGUCAAAAGCCUCCCUGGCAUCCGCAACACUAAGACUACGCUGCUGGUGGCGCCCCUCAGCGCGGUCAACAACUGGGUGGCGCAGAUCAAAGAGCAUCUUGAAGAGGACGCAGUCUCAUACUACGUCUUCCAUGGCUCGUCUCGGACCAACGAUGUCGAAGAGCUGUCCAAGUAUGAUCUAGUCAUCACGACGUACAGCAUCGUCCUCAGCGAAUUAUCGGGGAGGGGAGCGAAACGGGGGGUGAGUCCGUUGACCAAGAUGAACAUGUUCCGUAUUGUUCUGGACGAAGCCCAUACCAUCCGCGAGCAGAGCGCAGCCCAGACUCAGGCCAUCCUCAGGCUGAAUUCGCAGCGUCGCUGGUCUGUGACCGGCACACCCAUACAAAACCGCCUGGAGGAUCUGCUCUCCGUGACGAAGUUCCUCGGGCUAUACCCGUACGACGACCGGGGUCGCUUUGGCAUGCACAUCCUGAGUCGCUUCAAGACCGGCGAUGCGACCGUGCUAGCCAGUUUGCGCGUGCUUGUGGAUUCGUUCACGCUGCGUCGAGUCAAGGACAAGAUCGAUCUGCCCCCGCGACAGGAUAUGAUCGUCAUGCUGAACUUUACCGAGAAGGAACGUCAGCUCCACGAGUUCUUCCGGCGGGAGUCGAACGUGAUGAUGCGGGUGAUUGCCGGCGAAGAGAAAUCGAAGAUGAAAGGGCGAAUGUACCACCACAUCCUGAAGGCCAUGAUGAUCCUGCGCCAAGUUAGCGCCCACGGCAAGGAGCUUUUGGACCCGGACGACCGCAAGCGGAUCAAGGGACUGAGCGUGCAGGAUGCGAUUGACCUGGAAGAAGGAGCGGGCGGCGACAGCAGCGGCGCGACUGACAAGAAGUCCUACGAGAUGUUCACGCUCAUGCAGGAGUCCUCGGCCGACACCUGUGCCACGUGCGGCAAGCGGCUCGAGGAACCCAGCGCUGACAACGGGGCGGUCGACCGCCAAGCGGCCGUGGCCAUUGUGCUUCCCUGCUUCGACGUGCUCUGCCCGGACUGCUUCUCCGGGUGGACCCAGGCGUUCGAGCAAGCGCAGAUGAGCCACUCCCCGAACCUCCGGUGCCAGGUCUGCGACGGCUGGAUCCCGGCCUCGUACUCCGUCAUCACUGUGGGCGGGCUCCAGGACUACGUGGUGGACCAGGCGCGGGCGAAACAGAGCCGCAAGCACGUGAAGCAGCUGGGCGAGUACGAAGGACCGCACACCAAGACCAACGCGCUGGUCGCGCAGCUGCUCGCCACGGCGGAGGAGAGCCAGAGUCAGGGGGAGCAGCGGCCGUACAAGAGCGUGGUGUUCUCGGCGUGGACGUCGCACCUGGACCUGAUCGAGAUUGCGCUGCGCGACAACGGGCUGACGGGGUUCACGCGCCUGGACGGGACGAUGACGCUGGCGGCGCGCAACAAGGCGCUCGAGGAGUUCCAGCACAACGACGCGAUCACCGUGCUGCUGGCGACGAUCGGGGCCGGCGGCGUGGGGCUGAAUCUGACGUCCGCGUCAAAGGUCUACAUCAUGGAGCCGCAGUACAACCCGGCGGCGGUGGCGCAGGCCGUCGACCGCGUGCACCGCAUCGGCCAGACGCGGCCGGUGACGACGGUGCAGUUCCUCAUGGUGGACAGCAUCGAGGAGAAGAUCUUCGAGCUGGCCAAGAAGAAGCAGCAGUUGGCGGAUCUGAGCAUGAACCGGGGCAAGUUGGACAAGCGGGAGGUGCAGGAGCAGCGGAUGCGCGAAUACCGGAGUUUAUUCAAGUGA
Aspergillus japonicus CBS 114.51 is the source of this 5904-nucleotide messenger RNA. RefSeq lists its product as uncharacterized. The record is from RefSeq and is a predicted model, not a curated record. Gene Ontology annotation, cellular component: lysosomal membrane; fungal-type vacuole membrane; plasma membrane. The coding region runs from base 277 to 5904 and encodes 1875 amino acids. Gene Ontology annotation, biological process: endosome organization; phosphatidylinositol phosphate biosynthetic process; Golgi organization. The transcript has 6 exons. Gene Ontology annotation, molecular function: 1-phosphatidylinositol 4-kinase activity; ATP binding; hydrolase activity, acting on acid anhydrides, in phosphorus-containing anhydrides. Lineage: Eukaryota; Fungi; Ascomycota; Eurotiomycetes; Eurotiales; Aspergillaceae.